UAAAAAAAAAAUGUAACCCUCAACUUGACUCGAAGCACUGACCCCUGGAGGCCUGGAAUAAAAAGUCUUCCGUUUAAACUAUUCGGCCAUACGUGCUCAUGUUAUGAGAUGACGUAUUUUUUUACCCUAUAUAAGCAAUCCUCGUAGUUUCACAAAAUAUAACGACAACAACACAACUUUCCAAAUUAUCCAAUCGUUUCACGUUGCAACGAUUUAUAAUUGUCAGGUCUUCAAAUCAUCAAAAGAUGCAUAUAUGGAUAUUAUAGAGCAUGGUAAAUAUUAAGUAUUAAUAUUUAAUGACCAAUAUCAUAACUAAAACAAAAAUUUGCGAAUCUAAAACAAUUUUUGUUUUUGUUUUGUCAAUUUACCAAAACGUGAAAAGGCCCCUUUCAUUUUACAAAUGUAAUCACAAAUUAUGUCAAAAAUAUAUGUAUGUGUGUCGACCACUAACAAACUUUUCGGCGGAUAGGUCUGUCCAAAGUCACUUUUAAUUUGGGCAUUAAAAUGCCAAUUAUUUUGCCAUGUUAUUAAUGUUAGUGAAGGCAUUAUUGCAACACUUUGAUAUUUAUUAUAUUGUAUAAAUUUUUUAAAUUUAUAUAUAUAACUUCCAAAUAUAUAUCAAUUCCGUUACCAAUGUAUAUUUUUUUUUAAAUGCACUAGACUUGAUAACAAUUUAAAAACAAAAAUAAAAAUCAAAUAAAAGGGUGAAUACACAUUUACAAACCUGAUAGUAAUAAAAUUGCCUUAGCACUAUAUGACUAUGCUUUUAAAUAAAUUAUACAGUGGUUUAAAUAACUGUGGUAAUUUGAUUACCGCAGUAAUUUGUAUGGUAAGGUUACCGCCGUUUAUUUUCCUUUGUAUAAACGAUGGUUACUGCGCGGUUACCUAACAAUUGAAAUUUGUCAACUUAAAGCAGUAAAAUUACCAACAAUGCAAAACCGGUACUUAACAUGACGUCAUUUUCGCGAAAAUUGUCAAUUUGACAGACGACGUUUUUGCAAAAUGGAAAAUGUCAACAAAAGAGCGAAAGCUUUUAACGAGCGCGAAAUCGAAGUAAUGACAGAUUACAUGAAAUUGAAUAUUCACAAGCUUAGAAUGAAUCAUGGCUCGGGCGGUCCGGGCAUGGUUGCUCGAGUCCGUGAGAUCUGGGACGAACUUUUAGCUGGUGUAAACGCAUGCGGAAACGGACCGAGGACACUACAACAAAUCAUGGAAAAGUGGAGGAACAUGACCCAAAACGCUAAAGCCGACGUUUCAAAGGAGCGAAACCAUGCCGCUACGGGGGGAGGACCGCCAUUGACUGAAAUGUCGCAGACCUCGCAGGCGGUGGCGAGUCUGUUUGCCCACUCAGCAUCGUUUCAUGGCGUCGUGGACGAUGCAGAUUCCGUUAUCGCGGUUACUCCUCCAUCGCCGAGGUUCCUGGGCCUGCCCAUAAUGGAGUUAUUAACCACAACAUCCCGGACAUCCCGGAUCCCUUCGGUGUGGCUGAAACCUUUCCAGACAAUACGCCGAGAUGCCCGAGAAGCAAGGAAAAAUCAAGCGCAACAUCUGUUCCAUCAACCUCAACCUCAACCCCACUGUCCAGUGACAGUAGCAGAAAGAGCACUCUCAAAGAUGCCCAGUUAGAGGCCAUGGAAAGCCAUGGCAGAGAUGAGUCGGGAGGGGGGGGGGGGGCGUGUUACCAAAAAGUUGCACGACUUGCCGAAUUAUUGAUAGAACGCCUUGAAAAACAAUGAACACAUUUAUUGUUCUUGUUAAUGUUAUUUUACUGUUAAAUCUUUUUGUUUGAUAGUUUGAUUUGUUAAUAACAACAACAGUUAAUACAGUAAUAAUUUAUUUUACUUCAUAUGUUCAUGCAUUUUCACCAUUUUAAUUGCAAUAAAUAUUUCAUUUUCCUAUACAAA
Molecule: messenger RNA, 1904 nt
Organism: Dreissena polymorpha
Lineage: Eukaryota; Metazoa; Mollusca; Bivalvia; Myida; Dreissenidae
Exons: 6
Coding region: 1003-1626 (207 amino acids)
Cellular component (GO): nucleus
Source: RefSeq, a predicted model, not a curated record